AUGAAACUUUGGGACUCUCCAUGUACUUCCUUCCCAUAUUCAUUCGACGAGGUGGUCAGUGCUUUUUGGGACAGAUAUCCAAACUCCCAUGCGAAGCAUAUUCUGUCGGAAGAUGUUCUUGAGCGUCAAAUCACUGACAACACCAUCGUUACAAAAAAAUUGAUUAUCAAACAGGGUAGUUCAAUUCUCAAACGAGUGCCAAGAUGGAUUUCACGGAUGACCGACAUUCGAGUUGUUCCAGUUAUUGAGGAAAGCGUAUAUGAUAGAGUAUCGAAGAAGCUUGUCACAUACACGAGAAACGUUUCACAUCUUUCCCUCUUCGAACUUCAUGAGAGAUGCGUUUAUAAGCCAUCAGAGGAUCAGCACCAUCCUGCACUUCUGACUGACGUACUUCGCAGCGUCACAGUCUCCAUCGACUGUGGACGGAUGAGCUCUGUCUACGAACAAGUUCUUCUUAUGGGAUUCAAAAAAUCUAUCAAUAACACAACAAAAGGAAUGUUUGAAAAGUUGGAGGAGAAGUUUGGUGUGAAGCAUCUCGCGAAUGAGAAGAUGAAAUUGAUAAAGGAAAAAAUCAUAAAGUCCUCCUCAAAUCUCGUUACGCAUGUCAAGUGUGAAGAGGAAAACGAUAAACAUUGA
Molecule: messenger RNA, 636 nt
Organism: Caenorhabditis briggsae
Lineage: Eukaryota; Metazoa; Nematoda; Chromadorea; Rhabditida; Rhabditidae
Exons: 4
Coding region: 1-636 (211 amino acids)
Biological process (GO): phospholipid transport
Cellular component (GO): mitochondrial intermembrane space
Molecular function (GO): phosphatidic acid transfer activity
Source: RefSeq, a predicted model, not a curated record